AUGUGCUAAAUGGUUUCUUGUCGAUUCACGAAUCGCGGAAUAGAUUGGCAGAUCAACGACCCUGGAUGCAAGAUAAAUCUUUUUAUCAAUCACCGGAGUUUUUUAUGAUUGAAGUAGAAGCAUCAUUCCGUUUAUGAAUCAGGGACGUUUUGAGCUCCAUGUGUGCAUUCGUCCCAGAAAAUCAACCUACCAUCGCUUACGCAGUGUACGUUGUUGUGUGGAAAGUUCCAGCUGCUUUGAGCAUGUUUCUGGGAAUCUGUUAGCUCAACUGAUGCACAUUCUCCCCGAUCCAAAAUCGCAUGAAUGUCACGUUGAGAAGUGUCCGCUGUAUCUUUUAAUUCUUCGGUCUCCCUACCCGAGUCUUUCGUCAGUUUGCUCGUUAGUUAGUCCUUGAGUGCAGUACUACUACUUGCCAAAUCGGGAUCUCGACUCUGGAGUUUGUUGUUUCAUCGAUCUCUCUAUGGGCCACAUGAUGGACGAGGAAGCGCGCCUAUGGACCCUCAACCCCUAUGAACUGAACCGUACCCCCCAGCACAUCCCGCCCACCGACACCCGCAUCGUCCACACCACCGGCCGCAUCCUGGAGCAGGAGCUGCAGUGCGCCAUCUGUCUGGACAUUCUGCGCAACACCCGCACCACCAAGGAGUGCCUGCACCGUUUCUGCGACGACUGCAUCAGUCAGGCGCUGCGCAACGGCAACCGCGAAUGCCCCAACUGCCGCACCAAGCUCAUCUCCAUGCGCUCCCUGCGUCCCGAUCCCCUGUUCGACGACAUCAUCCGGGUGCUGUUCCCCAAUCGCCGGGAGAUGGAUGAGCAGAACGCGGCUAAGUUGGCGCUGCUGGCCACGGGGAGCGAGCCGCGACGACGUCGAAGAGGAGCAGGUGGGGGUGGCGGUGCGGGGGGUAGUGGUCCGGCGCAGGCCAAGGUGGUGGCCCCCGCGGUGGAGGAGGAUGACGGGGUGCCGGUGGUGUGUAUGGAGUUGCGGCCGUAUGAGCGGAAGAUGGUGGCCGCCGGGCAGACGGAGGUGCUGGAGAAGUGGAAGCCGGCCAAGCGCUUCGUGCGGGUGAAAGGCAGUGCCAAAGUCGAUCACGUGUGCCGUUUCAUCCUGACCCGUUUGCUGGUGGAGCGCCAGAACAGCUCCGUCGUGGACAUCAACGGGAUCGACGUGAGCAAAGUGCAGAUCUACCUGAAGAUGGCCAAGAACGACUACCAUCUCCUGCAGCACAGCCUGACCCUCCUGGACGUCCACGAACGCUACUGGAACAUUGGGCGCCCCAUGAAGUUCGCCUUUGCCUUCUCGGGCAACAUCAAGCUGAAAUGAAGAUAAUCCUUGUAGAUAGCGUUUGUUUCAAGUUCUCUUGACGGUUAUGGUUGAGUAUUGGCGGAUUGAUUUCGUGUUCCAUUAUUACUGGUGAAAUGGGAACAUUUUCGAGUUUUGUUUCUCAGAAGGGUUUGCGGGGGAGGUGGUGCAGUUUGUCGGUUUAAUUUUGCAGCGUGUGCUGGAAAUGGGACGUUAUAUGAAUUAGGUUGCUUUGGCGUUUUCUUUUUGGAUAAUUUUUUGUAAAGGAAAUCUCUCUUUUUGCGCAUUUUGCUGGCAGUUUGUUACGUAAUAUUAAUAUUAUAAAAUAAUUAUGCUUUCCCUGGAUUUGAUGCACCUGUAAGCAAUUUAAUAUGCUGGUUGUUGUUCACUAAUGGUAAGAUAAACGAAUAUUGGAAUAAGGAAGUACAAAAUAAAUUGGCU
Molecule: messenger RNA, 1741 nt
Organism: Paramacrobiotus metropolitanus
Lineage: Eukaryota; Metazoa; Tardigrada; Eutardigrada; Parachela; Macrobiotidae
Product: E3 ubiquitin-protein ligase RING2-like
Exons: 2
Coding region: 461-1321 (286 amino acids)
Cellular component (GO): PcG protein complex; ubiquitin ligase complex
Molecular function (GO): chromatin binding; ubiquitin protein ligase activity
Source: RefSeq, a predicted model, not a curated record